CAGGAGCUGCAGUUCAUCCAGGAGAGCACAGCUUGGCCAAGAUCCUCCGCCUGAUUUGGGUUUCAGCUAAAGGAAGGCUAUGGUAUCUACAAAGAAGAUUCUGAAGUCUCUCUUUGUCCUUUUACACCUCACAGUGUUGGUGGGACCCGCAACAGCUUGUGUUUCGCGCCGAUGUCUGGCUAAUGAGAUCAUUGAAAAGAAUCUGUACAGUCCUCCACAGCCUCCAGAGUGUGCCAUCAGUGUGAACCUCACGUCCAUUCAGUACCAGACGCUGUCAGUCAACACAAAAGUUCUGCGCUUCUCAAGUCGCUUAAAAAUCAGCAUGGAAUGGAAGGAUCCAGACCUUGCAUGGACAGAUCCACAGUACAAGUUUAAAGAACUUAUACUGCCAUCUGAAAAAAUCUGGACUCCCAAUCUGACAGUGGACAAUGCAAUUUACACAGUGGUGAAGCCCGUUUCUAAGGAUAUUCUGGUGAGAAGUGAUGGCACUGUGAAUUAUGCAGUUGCUAUGUACAUAACGGUGGUGUGUGGAAUCAACCUGUUCACCUACCCCUUUGUCACCGAUUCAUGCCCUGUGGCCAUCAAUGGAUGGAAUCAAAGCUCUUGUGGGCUGAAUCUCCAGUAUGGGUCGAUACGCUCAGUGGGAGGAAACAGAGGGGAAUGGAAAACGCUGGCAGUGACUCUCCAGGGAAAAAAACGUAACUACCUCCAAGUCACUCUGUCAAUCAACCCUUUUAAUGCAAUGGUGUCACUGGUCCUGCCCAGUGCACUCAUCAUGGUGGUGGACCUGGUUAGCUUUGCUCUGCCACUGGACGGCGGAGAACGCAACCCCUUCAAGAUUAAGCUGGUGUUCAGCUUCACCAUGUUUCUUAUGUUGCUGUGCAAACAACUGCCUGACUCUGGCACCUGCAGCCCUCUGCUCUAUUAUCACUACUGCUUCUGCCUGAUUGUGCUGGUUCUGAGCGUGCUGACAUCCAUGGUAAUGACUCGGCUGGCUAAAAAUGGUCACAUCUGGCCUGGCCAGCCACAAAAGCUCCACGGAUCAAGCAACUCUGACACACAAGAGGAUGACGUGUGUCAGAAAAAAGCUAUCGACCUCAGUGGUGGCAUUACAAGUUCUGCAAAGCCAGCUACGAAAGAGGCCUCCAUCCAGAGCAUUUCUAGUUUCCUGGAGAACAUGGACAAAGAAGCGAGGGAGAAAAAGAGGAGACAGAACUACGCGAACUUCUGGGACAGAAUCUGUUUCUGGACAUACCUGAUCGUGGACAUCAUCUACAGCUUAAGUAUAAUUGGUAUCACGAGAGCGCAAUUUUGUAAGAUUAAUAACCUGGAAUUUUAAGAUGAGGAGUGGUUUAUUUCUCGUCUUCUAACUGUUGCCUGAGCAUGAUGGAUAAACAUACAGUGGCCCCUAGAAAGUACUUGGACACGUUCACUUUUUUAACCCUUUCUAAACUUAAAAGAAGUUCUUUAGGUUACAUAAAAAUGCUUAACUGAAUGACAUUCGUUUCAGAACAUUUUUAUCAGAACGUUAAACGUAUAGAAGGCUUUAUGAGGAGAAACCCUGGAGAAGAGUUCAAACCAGACUUCACUAAGGCUACUGUAAAGUUCUCUUUUCUUUCCUACCAUCUUUUGUGUGUGGGGGACUCAAAUAUGUGGGGCUGAACCAGUGCCACUGGCGUUGUGUUGUCUACGCUGCCCGGGAGAUGCCACUGUCAGUCAUUCUGCAUUCUGACAAACCCACAGUCCUGAGCAGCCAGCAGCUUGGAAUUUUU
This is a messenger RNA of Pygocentrus nattereri (red-bellied piranha), 1772 nucleotides long. RefSeq names its product 5-hydroxytryptamine receptor 3A-like. The record is from RefSeq and is a predicted model, not a curated record. Gene Ontology annotation, cellular component: synapse; neuron projection; membrane. Lineage: Eukaryota; Metazoa; Chordata; Actinopteri; Characiformes; Serrasalmidae. The coding region runs from base 80 to 1339 and encodes 419 amino acids. Gene Ontology annotation, molecular function: transmembrane signaling receptor activity; extracellular ligand-gated monoatomic ion channel activity; neurotransmitter receptor activity. Gene Ontology annotation, biological process: nervous system process; monoatomic ion transmembrane transport; chemical synaptic transmission. The transcript is spliced from 10 exons.